Molecule: messenger RNA, 1402 nt
Organism: Seriola dumerili (greater amberjack)
Lineage: Eukaryota; Metazoa; Chordata; Actinopteri; Carangiformes; Carangidae
Product: pinin-like
Exons: 7
Coding region: 133-663 (176 amino acids)
Source: RefSeq, a predicted model, not a curated record
UGUCUCCUCAGAGUGCUAGCUAAUGCCAAUUUAUGAGGGAUAACCGCGAAUAAAUAUAUAUUUUACUCUUUUUUUCCCAGCGGUUGUAGAGUCAGUAUAUAUGUGAUACUUUAACUGUAUUCCGUUGAAGCCAUGUCAACAAAAGCGGAGUGCAGAGUGUCCAGCUCCACUUCCAGAACAGAUGAGAGGAGGAGAUCGAGGAGCAGAGGGCGAGAAAAAAGCAAGCGGAAACGCAGCCGUAGUAGAUCUUCCUCAUCGUCCUCUUCCAGUUCAUCGUCAUCAUCUUCAUCAUCCUCUUCCUCAUCAUCCUCUUCUUCAUCGGGUUCAUCACACUCAUCCAGCCGCAGUCGAAGCAGCUCCAGCAGCAGUGACUCCCGCAGUAAAUCCAGAAAGCAGUCUAAGAAAAGGAAAAAGGAGAAACAACACAAAAAAAAGGGAAAGAAAGAGAAGCGGCACAAACGUAAAAAAGACAAGAAAGCAAAAGGAGGAGAGGAAAACUCGGGACCUGUACAGAUCUCCAAGUACUUGAAGGACAGGAAAAAAGGCAAGUACAGCAUGAUUUCAGGGAAGAAGAUAAAGAUGAAAGUAAAGAAGUCAAAGAAAGACAAACAGCGGGAUAAAAAUCGGGCAGAACUUCUUGAGUUCUUGAACUCUACCCUGUGAUGCCACUGGACGCCAGUAGCGGUGGUCGGGCUCGUCAGCAGAACUCAGGAAACAACAACUCAGCCUUGAGGACGAGAUGAUGAAUACGACUUGAAUGAACACACGGGCAGCACUGAGCCAGAUGGAGGGAAGGAGCUGCAAAGUGAGAUGCUGCUGUCCAGGUUCCCCAUUCUUCAAUUUUUACUCCGAUCGCUUUUGUGACAUGAGCAGAGUUUUUGUUGAACGGUGUCUUUAUCUGUGGCCAAAUAGAUCACAUGAAGGUGUAAUUGUCAUCAGGCAGCGUCAGAGUGUUCAAAGUGGGUAAAGUGCCAGUCAUUGGCUUCUCAACUUUGCCUGUGGUUUGAACGUAUGCCAUCCCUCUAAAAGAGUACUCCACCGAUUUCGCAUUGCACAUUGUUGGACUCACAUUUGAGAAUAAUCAUUGUAAAAAUGAUCAGAGUUUAUGCAGCAGAGGCAGAGAUAUUGUCUGUUUUUUGUUCCAUGCAUUCUUCUGUCGUGUCAAAAUCUGCAUUAUCCAGAAUGCAACUUGACCACUGACGGGUCGGUUGGAGAUUUGGGUGUGUUACGCUAGUUGUGGCUAAUGUACCCUCAAGCCUCUAGCUUCAUGCAGAGAUGAGGAGAGGGCUCCAGAGAUCUGGUGAGCUCAGUUUUUUCUCCAUACCAGUGCGGACAUGAGUAACCUCACUUGAGGACAUCAGAUUUCAUACAGCUCCCUCUGGAGCCACAAAAGGCUUUAUAA